AUGGCAAUGGUCAACUUGCUGCUAGAACAUGGAGCGAUUCUGCUGGACAAAUACGAAUAUAAAUUUGAUAUCGCGUUUUCUCUUUCAGUUGCGCCAAAUCACAUGAUGUGUAAGUUUCUCAACGAGAAGGGCAUCAAUGAUUGGCACUGCAAAGCUAGUGGGCAUUUCUGGGGACAUUUUAUACCUGGAAUAAGCACAGCGCAGAUAAUAUAUUACAAUACUCCGGAGAAAAGGGAGUGGCACUUUGAAAUAGACAAUGUGACACCUUUGCAUGAUGCAUCUAUGCAUGGCACCAAAGAGACUAUACUGUAUGCCCUAGAUUUUGGGAACCAAUUGCAUGUCAAUAUUACUGCGGAUUUUGGCAUUACUCCACUAUUCUUUGCGAUCUAUGGCAAAAGGCCUGAAAUCACUGAAUUGCUUCUAUCGAAAGGUGCCGCAACUAAGGUCAUCUACGGCCCUCGGAAGCUGACACCGCUACAUCUUGCUAUUGCAGGAGGCAAUGAACUAAUUGUCGAAACUAUUCUUCAAUAUGGAGCGGAUGUUCAGGCUCGUGAUAGUACAGGGCUCACUCCGGCUACGCUUGCUUUGGAUCUCAAGUAUGAAGUAACAUUUGAGCCCAUUUGUCUAGAUGACAAUAGAUCGGGCACAGAUACUGAUAAAGUGGACGGUAAUAAAUAUGUAUCUGUUGCAAUUGAAGAUGCUAUAAUCCGUCAGGACCUUUCGACUCUGAAAUAUCUACUUCAAAAUGGUGACAGCAUUGAAGGGGCUUGUUUCUGCGGGUGCAGUCCAUUGCUCAAAGCUUUCGUGAGAAGCUCUUCCAGAGAAAUAAUUCAUUAUCUGUUAGAUAAUAGAGCUUCGUUAAGUGGAGUAGUGACUUGUACAGAACAACUACCUACUUCUGGAUUUACACCCCUUCACUAUGCCGCAUUGUUGGGAGACGAACAAAUUAUGGAAAAGAUUCUCACACUAGGAAAGCCGACUCCUCAACAGAAGGUCCAUCCUUUACAUGUUGCAGCAUAUAACGGUCACUCUGAGUGUGUUAGGUUGCUCUUGAGUUAUGAACUGGGGAAUAAAUGUGGAAUCGAUAUGAAAAGCUGCGUUACUAGUCCUCGAUGCUUCGAGGAGGCGCAGAUUGUGAGCAAUAGAGGUCAGAUUGUCAAGGACAUCGGCGGGACAGCUUUGCAUCAUGCUUCUUUUCAAGGCCGCCUGAAUACUAUGGAGGAACUCUUGGAAGCAGGAGCAGAUCUCAGUGCUCAAAACAGCCGGGAACAAACACCUCUACAUGUUGCCGCAGAGGACGGUCGAUAUCAAGCAUGCCAAGUCCUGAUCUCUGCUGGAGCCAGCGUGUUAUCUCGUGAUCAUAAAAACCUCUCCCCAACUCACUACGCGAUACAGAACGGGUACUAUCAUAUUGUGGAGAUUAUGAUAAAACAACCAUCCAGCUCCGAUAUUCUUUUUGAAAAUGGAAGUGAUUUACUGGACUAUGCCUGCAUCUAUGGCAAUGCAGAGACAAUAGAAAUACUGACUGCUGCUGGGAUGAACAUUAAUUCAACCGACAAUGAUGAGUGGCCGGCAUUUUUUUCAGCUAUGUUUAACCGGACUUUGACUGAAGAAUUCCAAAUAAAGCUACUAGCGAACGUAGAUAAUCUUUACCAAACCCUUGGGGCGGAAAGUUUACUCACGAUUCUUUGCAGAGAAUCCCUGCUUCUGGUAGUCAGAGAUUUAUAUGGUACAGCUCUAUACCGUACAGCAAUAGUGUCUCGAGAGCAAAAUUUAAAAAUAGCAGAGCUGCUCAUAGACCAUGGGGCUGAGCUUGAAAUCAUUAAACCGUCGCACGGCACACCUCUGAUGGGUGCGUGUUACUAUGGUUGUUAUGACAUGGUUGCGCUGCUUCUCAAAAAAGGGGCAAGAACCACAUGCAACAAACAUGAUGGGACACAAAUGACUGCAAACUUUGAGGAGAAAGGCAUUGAAGCCUUGAAUGAGCCCAGGCCAGCGCGGCUUGCAAAUAUGGUGAGGGUUGAGGAGUGUAUGAAUAGGAUUUCGGAAGAGGAGGAACAAGAAGAAGAUCAGGAGAAGGAGAAAAAGAGAAACGAAGAAGGGGAGAGCGAAGAAAUUAAGGAGGAAGGGUGCGAAGAAAAGUGA
Molecule: messenger RNA, 2145 nt
Organism: Botrytis sinoallii
Lineage: Eukaryota; Fungi; Ascomycota; Leotiomycetes; Helotiales; Sclerotiniaceae
Exons: 4
Coding region: 1-2145 (714 amino acids)
Molecular function (GO): protein binding
Source: RefSeq, a predicted model, not a curated record